AUGGCCGAGCUCAAGCAGUUGCACUCCCAAGUCAUCAGGCUCGGCCUCGCAGCCGACAACGAUGCCAUGGGUCGUGUCAUCAAGUUCUGUGCCCUCUCCAAGAAUGGCGAUUUGGGUUAUGCUCUCCAAGCGUUCGAUACAAUGCUCCACCCGGAUGCAUUCAUUUACAACACCGUAAUGAGAGGCUACUUGCAAUGCCAAUUACCCAGAAAUUGCAUUGUUUUGUACUCGCAGAUGUUGCAAGACUCUGUCACUCCCAAUAAGUACACGUUCCCUUCUGUUAUACGAGCCUGUUGCAAUGAUGAUGCUAUUGGAGAAGCGAAACAAGUCCAUGCCCAUGUUGUGAAACUGGGGUAUGGAGCUGAUGGGUUUUGUCAGAAUAAUUUGAUUCACAUGUAUGUGAAGUUUCAGUCUUUGGAAGAAGCUAGAAGGGUCUUCGACAAGAUGCCCCGGAUGGAUGCUGUGUCUUGGACCACUUUGAUUACUGGGUACUCGCAGUGUGGUUUUGUUGAUGAGGCUUUUGAAAUUUUUGAGUUGAUGCCUGAGAAGAACUCUGUUUCUUGGAAUGCCAUGAUUUCCUCUUAUGUCCAGAGUGAUCGUUUUCAUGAGGCAUUUGCUUUGUUCCAAAGAAUGCGAGUGGAGAAGGUGGAAUUGGAUAAAUUCAUGGCGGCUAGUAUGUUAUCGGCUUGUACAGGUUUAGGUGCUCUGGAACAAGGGAAGUGGAUUCAUGGAUAUAUUGAGAAAAGUGGGAUUGAAUUGGACUCAAAACUUGCAACAACAAUCAUCGACAUGUAUUGCAAAUGUGGUUGCCUGGAGAAGGCCUUUGAAGUUUUUAAUGGUUUGUCCCAUAAAGGUAUUUCUUCAUGGAAUUGCAUGAUUGGAGGGCUAGCAAUGCAUGGGAAGGGAGAGGCUGCCAUUGAGCUUUUUGAGAAGAUGCAAAGGGACAUGGUAGCUCCUGACAACAUUACUUUUGUUAAUGUCCUUAGUGCAUGUGCUCAUUCAGGGUUAGUUGAAGAGGGGCAACGGUACUUCCAGUCCAUGAUUGAAGUCCAUGGUAUUGAGCCCAGAAAAGAGCAUUUUGGCUGCAUGGUUGAUCUUCUUGGAAGAGCCGGGAUGCUGGAGGAAGCAAGAAAGCUAAUAAGUGAGAUGCCAAUGAGCCCCGAUGUAGGCGUAUUGGGUGCCCUCCUCGGAGCUUGUAAGAUCCAUGGAAAUGUUGAACUGGGAGAACACAUAGGAAAGAGAGUAAUUGAACUGGAGCCAGAAAAUAGUGGUCGCUAUGUGUUAUUGGCCAAUCUAUAUGCCAAUGUGGGCAGAUGGGAAGAUGUCGCUAAUGUGAGGAGAUUGAUGAAUGACAGGGGAGUGAAGAAGGUUCCUGGAUUUUCCAUGAUUGAACUGGAAGGUGUUGUUAAUGAAUUUAUUGCGGGGGGAGGGGCUCAUCCUCAGACAAAAGAGAUAUAUGCCAAGGUUGAUGAGAUGCUGAAAUGUAUAAGAUCUGCAGGCUAUGUUCCUGACACAGAGGGAGUGUUGCAUGAUCUUGAUGAGGAGGAAAAGGAGAAUCCUCUAUACUACCACAGUGAGAAACUUGCAAUUGCCUUUGGCCUACUGAAUACUAAACCUGGGGAAACUCUUCGUAUAUCGAAGAAUUUGCGAGUCUGUAAAGACUGCCACCAAGCAAGCAAGCUCAUCUCAAAGGUUUUCGAUCGGGAAAUAAUCGUGAGGGAUCGAAAUCGUUUUCACCAUUUUAAAAGGGGAGAGUGUUCUUGUAAAGAUUACUGGUAA
Molecule: messenger RNA, 1779 nt
Organism: Prunus armeniaca (apricot)
Lineage: Eukaryota; Viridiplantae; Streptophyta; Magnoliopsida; Rosales; Rosaceae
Source: the annotation of a GenBank genome assembly